Molecule: messenger RNA, 4043 nt
Organism: Vitrella brassicaformis
Lineage: Eukaryota; Vitrellaceae
Source: the annotation of a GenBank genome assembly
CACCGGCAUGCAGAAGCAUGACCUCAGAAAAGAACUCACGUCUGUCUGAUCCAUGCAUAGCAAAGUGCUCAGGCAGAUCAGUGUCUGUCUAUGCACAUACGUAGACCCAUUUCGCCACUUCGUCGGUCGGUCGGUAGCUCGCUACGGCCGACACCCACGCCUUGUGUCGUUAUCUAUAUCGCCGGGUCUAUGUCUCCGUCAUCUCCGUCAUACCAUUCGAACCGUGGGGCCGAAUGCUGGUCCUGCCAUCCCCUGGUCUUCCUCUCUUUGUGCGCGCGUGACGCCCAUGGCCUGGAGGACGCUGACGCCCAAAUCACCCAGGAUGGAGUUUGGGGGGGCAGCAGCUGCUGGUGGUUGGUCGGCCUCAUGGAUGUUGCGGGACCGCUCGGCUGCUGUCAUAUGGCCAGUGACAAGCACUUGAGGUACCUGACAAACACGGUUAGCUGCGGUGAGUAAGGGACACAGCCAUGUCUACUCACCUGCGGCGGGUGUUUGUCGAGGUGGUCCUUGGACCAGAAGACGACAGCAGAGUCGCCCUGGAACUGUGUCUUCAUAAUGUGGGGCUCAGUCUUGACCAGCGCCUCCGCCACCUGUUGUGUGUAGAUAGCGCACAUGCACAGCAGAUGCUGUCUGAGUGAGGUGUGUCGCGUGCAAGUGUGUGCGCGGGGAUGGAUGUGCUUGUGUCAGCCAGCCACCUGCCGCACGACACUGCUCGUGAGGUAAUACCUGGAGGGAGGGAGGGAGGGAGGGAAGGCAAACAACACAGCACCCGCGACUGCUCGCCUGCCCCCAUGUCUGCUUGCUGUGUGUGCUUACUUGUAUCUGGGGAGGCGUUUCUGUGCUUCCCUUUCGAGCACCACCAGUGUGGGGCCGCGGCCCAUGCGAUUCUGAUCACGAUGCGACUGAAUGAACAACCAACACACACGUGCACAGUCGCUCAUCAUCAUAUGUAGAUUGGUGCUAGAUUGAUCUGUCGACUGCCUACCUUUUCCUCAAUGAUGUUUUUGAUGGUCUCCCACACCAUGUCGCUGCGACGACGAUUGCUGGCCAUCAAGUAUAGCUGACACCACACACAUUCACAGGUGGAGGGAGACACGUGUGUGCGUGUGUGGUUCACUCACCAUGCCUACUACUGACCCCACGAUGGUCCCGCCGAAGGUAAGAUAACCGAUAAAAUGCCAAAACCUGACACACGGUUGCACAGGCCGUAUGGCGGACGGCACGGCAUACACUUCGUAUGUGUGUCGCGUCGGUCACCGUACCAGCAGGAUAGUCGUCGUUUGGCGGUGGCCGCCCUGUACUUGAUGAGCUCGGGGGUCUCCCACAGCCCGUUGUCCUUCCGAACCAUGCCAUACCGGGACACUGAUCGACCGACAACGAGCACCAAAACCACGCCAAAGACGACCAGGCGGGCAGAAAUGGCUGGUUGCUGCAUUCAUUCUGCCGUGUCUUACUGACAUUUGGUGUAUGCCUGGUCGCUUCUAUCGAGGAGGAAAUCGUCGAGGGCCACACGCACGCACGUCGAUGGGUCGCCCCAGCUAGAGGCACAGUGAGCCUCCACGAAUGCCUGAAGAGAGGAAGGCGACCGACAACAGAUACAGCCUCGAUGGAUGCACCCGAUGCAUGAGACUGUUCGAUUAUCGACGGUGGUGCGUCAAUCACUCAUUCAUUCACCUUGGCUUCCUUGAGGUUCAUUUCGCCCUCCUGCGUGAUACCGCACAGGCGGUCCCCCUCGCGAUAUGCUAACGCAUCACCCAACGCCUGACAACAAACACACAUACGAACGCAUGACAGUCGGCCCCUGACAGAGGUGCCUGAGUGCACUGGAGUGCACUCACUUGCAGGCCUGUGUGAGCCUUCGAUGCAGCCACACGGUCAGCCACACACUGACGGCCCAACUGAACGACAGACAGACGGCCGCCUGCUGCCCUCAUUCUUUGCACCUGCCCUCCCUUGUCGUGCUUCGUAUACGGCAUUCACCUGCAGGUACUUGGGGUCACACGUAAGCUUGCCGUCGGCACAGGUGCCGUGAGGCGGGCAUGGUACGCAGCCCGACACAUCUGCACUCAAUGCAUUCCACUCAAUGCAUUCCAAGUGGAUGGACAGUAGUGGUGCCAAUAUUAAUGUGGAUAUCUCCCCCUCCCGUGUGUGUGUGUGUGUGUUGCCGCUCACUGUUCUGUCCGUUUGUGUUGCAGAAGGUAAUGCUCUGCGCCCAGUAAAUAACGGGUAUCAGCAGGGCCAUCACACACACCACCCCACCCGCAAACCAACCACGCCUGACCACAUAUGUACAUACGCACGGGAGUCCAUGCAUGCGUCCGUCCAUGAGCCAACAAAGGACCGAUGGAUGGGCACCUGAUCCGACAUCCGCUCGGCCACCUAUGUGUCUUAUGCAUCGCUUCCUUACUUGUGUUGGUCCUGCACCCUGUCUGUUCGUGCCACGGCCACGGCAGGCGGUGCUGCAGUGGUCGUGGCGCUCCCUCGUGGCCCGUGUGUUUGGUGACGGUGAGCUGAAGCACGUCGACAAGACGGACUGCCCCCGCGAUGACUGGCGGCCGCGGGACGGGAGCUGACACAGGCCAUUGGAACACAUGAGUCAAUGGAUAAUGAUCGGCCGACAUGGACCAACAAUGGAUACAAACGGCAGUGCCCGCCUACCGUGGCAGGGGAGGCGGCUCGACCACAGGGAAGUCGACCUCACCUGCAACAGACGCACACACGCACACAAACAUACCCACACAUACACGCACACACACACACACACAACACGUGUGCCGACGGACAUGUGCCCCCCGGUCCCCCCCUUGGUUAUCUACAUCUGUGUGUCCCUCGGUCACUUGUGCUCACUCACGUCCAUCUGGUGUGAGGGUCUUUCUGGCCCCCUUGAGUUUCUUCCUGGGUGGCCGGCCCAUCGAGUCCUUUCCCUCGCCGAGCUCCAGCCCAAGGCCCCCCGAGACCUCAUCCCCGCCACCAUUCGCACGCCCCUGCCGCCCUGCUGACGACAUGGCGGCCCGACCAGGCCUUGCUGGGGGGCCCUCCUCUUCUUCUUCCACCUCGUGGUACUCGUCCUCGUCUUCAUCAUCCUCCUCCUCCUCGUGGUAGUCGUUAUCAUCUGUGGUACGGUGCUUGAAUUCAUCAGGGGCAGGGGUCGGCGGACGCCACUUCCUCCGGCGGCGGCCGUGGCCAGCACCAGGGGGAGGAGUGCCACACACCGACCCUCCCGCUGCUGCUGCGGCGGGUGGGUGGGCAGCUUCAUCCCCCUCAUCGAGGUCCUGGUCCUCCUCCGCGUCGGCACCGCGUUGGGAUUGCAGCGAGCUGGGCGCGAAUGCCACCUCCUUUGGGGAUGCCGACCUGGCGGUGGGACGCUUCACUCGACCCUGAAAGAACCAAGACCACAGCAAUAAAGAAAGGAACAGUCACUCACUCACUCAUUCACGCACACGUGUGGGCAUGCGUCCAUCUGCCCCACCGCAGCAGCUGUGCGCCUCUCUCUCGGCUUUGACGGUGUCCCUCCCUCAUCUUUGACGGCGUCUGUCCGUUUCCGCCCCUCCGAAGGUGCCUUUCGCUUUCUGCGACGGAGGGCCUUGUCGUCGUCAUCCUCAUCCUCAUCUUCACCGACCUCGUCAUCCGCUGAUCCUGACACAUAGAUGCAUUAGACCAACACCAGGUCUGACUUGCGAAUGCAUUCAUUCCAUCAUGCAGUCACCUCACCCACCAUGUGCGUGGGCGAAGCCAAGCGAUGAUACGCGGCCUCUCCGUUUGGCCGUUGCGUGCGAGGCUCCUGUGGCCGCCUGUGCUGCGGCAGGUGAGUGCCUUGGGGCCGCUGUCUGCCUCCUUUGCCGGGACAGCGCCGCGGCAGCAGCGGGCUGGCUCCCGGAGGGCCGCUUGCCGAAGCUGGCCUCACAUAAGGCUAUCAGUUUGCCCUUCCGAGGUGCAUCUGGCAGGUCGAUGUCAUGGGCGGUGAGGAGCGACUUGAGUUGCUGCACAGUCAGAUCCGCAUAGUCAACAAUGGCAUCAAGCGGUGGCGCAGACAUCGAUUCUUG